AUGCCAUCCCAAUGUGUUGAUGGACAUCGAAAGCCGCCUAAAUACCUGAAUGCAGGAAAGAAGAAAGCAGCCAAGGUUGGCUUGCGUCGCAGUGUUACCUCUCUACAACAAACCCCACAUCAACAUGAGAAUAUUUCAAAUAUUAAAAGUUACGACAAGGAGAUCACUGAACAACAAGCUGUCAGUGAGCGAUACAUAAAAGACUACAGAAGCGAUCCAUUCGAGGAAGUUUUUGAUGAUGUCAUUGAUUCAAACUUUUUCUAUACCGAAAGAUCGAGUUUCAGACUCGGAAGGGAAGCUUCUGAGGGAAAUAUUGUUAAAGAAAAUGACAAUUUCACGACGUUCGUCUCGGAUGCUGAAUUUGCGACAUGGUCAGAGAGAUCUUCCAGCGUAUCUGAAGACAGUGAAGUAGGAACGCCAUACCAAGCUCUAGAAGAUAGCUUCGGAGCCAACUUGGCGAAGCUACAAAGUUAUGCAAGAGAAGAACCAUGUUCCGGAUUUGCUAUCAGCAGUGGCUGGUCGAGCACAUUCUUUCCUCACGAAACCGAACAAUAA
Penicillium expansum is the source of this 555-nucleotide messenger RNA. RefSeq lists its product as uncharacterized. Lineage: Eukaryota; Fungi; Ascomycota; Eurotiomycetes; Eurotiales; Aspergillaceae. The transcript has 2 exons. The coding region runs from base 1 to 555 and encodes 184 amino acids. The record is from RefSeq and is a predicted model, not a curated record.